AUGAGUUUCACAGGGAUAGGCAGCAUUGUUCUUCUGGCUCUCACCAUUGCCCCGGCUGCUCUAGCUACUCCUGUCCAAACACCGACCCCUGUGGUUGAUUUAGGCUACGCCACCUACCAGGGAUACCAUGACAACACCUAUGACCUCAAUGUAUUCAAGGGGAUUCGAUAUGCGGCCCCUCCCGUUGGAAAGUUGCGAUGGCAAGCGCCACAGGCCCCUCCAGUGAACAGGAAAUCUAUUCAACCUGCCACUAAACAGCCUCCAUUUUGCCCACAGUCCGGUGGUGCGAAGCUUCCAGAAGUAUAUGGCUUCAAUUCAGCCCUGGGCAAUGAGGAUUGCUUGUUCUUGAAUGUGUAUGCUCCGCCCGGGGCCAAAGAUCUUCCUGUCCUUCUUUGGAUUCAUGGUGGUGGAUAUGGGUUGUUUGGGGCCGUAUAUGACCCCAGUGAGUUGAUCAGCACGAAUGACAACGGGUUCAUUUCAGUUAUGAUUCAGUACCGACUAGGGGCCUUUGGCUUCUUGUCAUCAGAAGGCGUACACAAGCACGGGAAGACCAAUGCAGGUCUGCUUGAUAUGCGUUUCGCCCUCGAAUGGGUCCAGGAGCAUAUCGAAAAAUUCGGCGGUGAUGCCUCCCGCGUCACGAUCGCCGGCGAAUCUUCUGGAGCCGGCUCAGUGAUGCUACAAUCAAUGGCUUACGGUGGUCGUGAGGAUCACUUAUUCAACAACGUUAUUGCGGCCAGCCCUUAUUCCACGGCCUUGCAUCAGUACGAUGGUAAAGUGCCGACAAGCCACUAUGAAGACUUUGCGUCACGAGCAGGGUGUCGCAAUGGGCGUCAUAUGUCUGAGGCAGCGGUAUUUGCCUGCCUUGUCAAAGCCGACACCGAUACAUUGCAAUAUGCCAGUGCAAAUGUCUCCGUUUCAGGAGAAUGGGGUACCUGGGCAUUCCUACCUGUGGUCGACGGCGAUUUUAUUCAGGAACUCCCGUCUAAGCAAUUACUCCAAAAGAAAGUGAGCGGCAAGCGAGUUUUAUCUGGGAACAAUGCCAAUGAGGGUGUCCCGCUUAGUCCGCCAUUUGUGAACAGCACUGCCGACUUCCUGGGCUAUGUCCACUCUGCUUUCCCUUUGUUCUCUCGCCGUGAUUAUUCUCGCCUGUUGGAUAUAUACGAGUUCCAGGACAGCUCUCCAGAAAACACUGGGCCCCGAUACGACACACUGGGUGAUCGUGGUCCAACCGCUCUGAACCAAUCAGAAAUGGCAACUGGUCUCCAACAGACAGUCUUCAACAUAUAUGCUGAAUCAUCCUUUGACUGUCCCUCUUACUGGCUUGCGGAUGCUUUCGCUGGAGGUAAUGCCAAGGAGAGUUGGAAAUAUCAGUACUCUAUCACUCCUUCGUACCACGGGGCAGACUUAAGUGCAUACUUCUCAGUUGGGACGACUACGCCUACUCGUGGUUUGAUCGAUGCCUUCCAGAAGAUUUGGGGCAAUUUUAUCAUUAAUGAUACUCCAGUCAUCUCCAUAACCGACGCAAAGGGUGGUGCAGACAAUGCUACCGUACCUGAGGGUGUUCACGGAGAUAUCUCCUGGCCAAAAUGGAAUAGCAGAUCACCUGUCUUAAUGAACUUGAACACCACGGGUGGAACAACGGUCUACGUGGAAGUUACUGAUAGCCUCUCUUACUGGCUUCAGGAAGGACCUGGUGUCACGAAUGAGUUCAGCCUGGCAGAUGCAUCGAAGUGGGAAGGUGGCCGUGGUAAGCGCUGUGAGUUCUGGAGAAGUGUUGGGCCACGCGUGCCAACAUAA
Messenger RNA from Penicillium concentricum, 1797 nucleotides. Its product is annotated as putative carboxylesterase. NCBI's taxonomy places the organism in Eukaryota, Fungi, Ascomycota, Eurotiomycetes, Eurotiales, Aspergillaceae. Bases 1 to 1797 code for a protein of 598 amino acids. The record is from RefSeq and is a predicted model, not a curated record. The transcript has 5 exons.